UCAUCGUCGCCGUCUUCAUCGUAGUAGUCUUCACCUUUCUGAUAUAGAGGUGGUUCAUGAAUUGAGUAUCGAAUCGAAAGUUUAGUACUUCAUAUAAUGUGGUGCGGUGUGAAUCGGUUGAAAGUGAAAAAGUUAUAAAUAUAUAUAUUUUUUGAAUACCAUACUCAACUUACAGAGACAUUCAAACAAAUGAUGAAAAUAAAUUAAAAUAAUUGUGCAACAAAACAAAAUAGAAUAAAUUUCUGUGUUAUUUGAAAAAAGAAAAGAAAGAUAAAUUUGUAUUAUCAAGUGGAUUUAUGUAAUUUUAUCUCAAAUAUACAAAAAAACACAAAGAUGAAUGUUAGGAAAUUAUCAAUAAAUUGGAGAACACCAAGGAUAACCUUAUAAGCUUUAAAGGAUUUCUUCUUCGAAGCUGAUUAUAAAUUCUUGAAAUCCAAGAUUUCUAUACCAACAUUUUUGCUCAAAAAAAUAUGGGACAAGAGAUAUCGCAACCAAAUCAACGACAAAACUGCACAAAAUUACCACACCACAAUAACAAUCACAACAACAACAAAAACACUAAACUCGACUGCAAACAAAAUUUUCAAAAACAAAAAAUCCGCAAAGCCCUUAGUACUCAUAGUUCGGCAUCUACAGACAGUUCAUCUGGCUAUCAAACAACAUCAACAACUUCGGCAAAAAUCAAACCAAUUCUUGUUUACGAUCAAGUUUCCCCAGAAUCAUCGACUAUUACCAACCGAACUGGAAUCUAUUAUCCCUCAUAUUAUUGCUCUUCAUCAGGACGAUCUUCGGUAUCCGUUUCGAUAGCAUCGUCAGUUCCAUCAAGUAGGGAUUCUCAUAAAUCGGUUCAUAAACAAAAAGACUAUCUUGAUCAUCAUUUGUAUAUUAAAUCUUAUUUGGAUAUUGUUGAAGAAGACGAGAAAGCUAAGGAGCACUUUCAAACUGCCAAACCAGGUAUUCGCAAUUAUACGCCGAAAAUUUUAGCCGAAAAAACGGCCAAUCGUACGAAUAACAAUAAAGACGAAGCUUGGAUUUGA
This is a messenger RNA of Episyrphus balteatus (marmalade hoverfly), 1037 nucleotides long. Its product is annotated as bromodomain-containing protein DDB_G0270170. The coding region runs from base 471 to 1037 and encodes 188 amino acids. Lineage: Eukaryota; Metazoa; Arthropoda; Insecta; Diptera; Syrphidae. The transcript has 2 exons. The record is from RefSeq and is a predicted model, not a curated record.